This is a messenger RNA of Papilio polytes (common Mormon), 1370 nucleotides long. RefSeq names its product calexcitin-2-like. Gene Ontology annotation, molecular function: calcium ion binding. The coding region runs from base 751 to 1302 and encodes 183 amino acids. Lineage: Eukaryota; Metazoa; Arthropoda; Insecta; Lepidoptera; Papilionidae. The record is from RefSeq and is a predicted model, not a curated record. The transcript has a single exon.
CCGGAAACUUUCUCAAGGCAAGCCAAAUAUCUCUCUGACUGAAUUCCACGAACUGUGGUAUGAUUUUUUUAUAUCAGAAGACCCCAAUGCACCAGGAAAUUUCAUCAUCGGUAGACCUAGCUUUGAUUAUUAACGGAGUUAUUAUUAUUUCUUCGGUAACUUCUGGGUGUUUCUUUUUUGUUACUUUGUGGGUAAUUGAUUUUGUAAGGAGGAGCUUAAUAUUUUAAUAUACAUUUGAUACUAUUACUACUAACUAUUAAAUCUUUUCAGAUCUUCUAUGUUUUAAUACAAGCUUGUAUCAUUCUUGUAAAAUGUCUAUCAAACCGCAUUUCAUAUAAAAAUAUUCAAAUAUUACUAUUGAUAUAAAAUCUAUACUAUUUCGGGUUGGUAACAGCUACGGACACGUCAAUGGCACGUGAUGCCGCGGCGCCGUACUAGUGCUCCAUCGACCAAUAAUAUCUUAUCUCCCAUAAUUUAAAAAUGAAUUUGAAAUGCAUAUUCUUUAGUACUUUUUAACUGAAUAUUAUGAAACAAAAUGUUUUCUAUUAAUACCUUUGUCAUCGCAAGUGAGACGUUUGUGGUCUCGUUAGUAACGAUUACGAUAAUCAAGUCAUACUUUUACACAGAUAUUGAAAUGGCCGAUUAAGAAACGAGUAAUUUGUAUACCAUCUUUAUCUGAUUUAAUAUUAUAUCAUAUUUUGUACAACUAAACAGUCAUUACUUGCUAAUCGUGAAUGUUUAGUGUAUAAAAUGGUGUCAGAAUUUAGAAAACAGAAACUUUUGCAUCUUUUUAACAUUUUCUUUGACACCGAUUCAAGUGGAAGCAUCGAGAGGAAUGAUUUCGAAUUAGCUGCUGAGAAUAUCGCCAAGUUACGAGGAUGGAAACCUAAUGAUGAUCAAUAUAAAGAAACUUUGGAGUCUCUGAUCAAAAUAUGGGAAGGUUUACAAAAUGCCGCUGAUUCUGAUAAUGAUGGAAAAGUAACUGCAGAUGAAUGGGUGAAUAUGUGGGAGACUUAUGCAAGGAAUCCUAGUUCUGGUGCGAAUUGGCAGCAGGUAUACUGCAAGUUCAUGUUUCAACUGGAAGACGCGGGAGGUGACGGGGCUAUAGAUUGUGAAGAAUUUUCAGCUGUCUUUGAAUCGUUUGGUCUCCUCAAAGAAGAUAGUGUGGCCGCUUUUAAUGUUAUAUCGAAAGGUAAACAAAAAGUUACUUGGCAAGAGUUUCAAGAAUUAUGGAUACAAUAUUUCGCUUCUGAUAAUCCCAACGAUCCUGGUAAUUUUAUAUUUGGUGCAGCUACGUUUUAAAUAGUGAAGUAUAACUGUUAAGUAUGAAAAGGUUUUUUUUUUGUUCACUUGUCAUAUGCAGUUCAAAU